Messenger RNA from Pristis pectinata (smalltooth sawfish), 2813 nucleotides. RefSeq names its product 2,3-bisphosphoglycerate mutase (gene bpgm). NCBI's taxonomy places the organism in Eukaryota, Metazoa, Chordata, Chondrichthyes, Rhinopristiformes, Pristidae. The record is from RefSeq and is a predicted model, not a curated record. Gene Ontology annotation, biological process: glycolytic process. The transcript is spliced from 3 exons. Gene Ontology annotation, molecular function: intramolecular phosphotransferase activity. The coding region runs from base 182 to 958 and encodes 258 amino acids.
GGCAGCGCUGGUUGCUGGGUUACGGAAACUGUGCGAUGAGGGGGAAGCGACAGAGGUCAUGGCGAUUGCGCAUGAGUAGUUGGGUGGCAACGGGCUGGUGUGAGGGGAGGAUAGGUUCCUGCAGAGGGAUCCAAAUUGAUCUUUGAAGUUGUGCACUGAAUUGAAUGAUAUUUGUAUCAACAUGACAUUCAAGCUUGUGUUGCUAAGGCAUGGCGAAAGUGCUUGGAAUAAAGAAAACCGGUUUUGCAGUUGGGUUGAUCAGAAAUUGACCGAAAAUGGUAUAAAAGAAGCACAGACAUGUGGAAAAGUUCUGAAAGAAGCUGGAUUUAAAUUUGAUCUUGUGCUUACAUCCAUUUUGAGUCGAUCUAUUCAAACCGCUUGGUACGUGUUGCACGAGAUGGAGCAAGAAUGGGUACAGAUUGAAAGUUCAUGGCGUCUAAAUGAACGUCAUUAUGGUGCAUUAAUAGGUCUUAAUCGGGCAGAGUUAGCCUUAAUUCAUGGAGAAGAAAAAGUUAAACUUUGGAGAAGAAGUUAUGAUGUCACCCCUCCUCCUAUUGAUGAAUCACAUCCUUCCUACCAUGAAAUUUACAAUGAUCGAAGAUACAAUUUUUGUGAUGUUCCAAAAGACAAGCUACCCAAAACCGAGAGUUUGAAAGAGGUUCUUGAUAGAUUGCUGCCUUACUGGAAUGAUGUGAUUGCUCCAGAAGUGAAAAAGGGGAAAUGUAUUCUAAUAUCUGCUCAUGGAAAUAGUACCAGGGCUCUGCUCAAACACCUGGAAGGGAUCCCAGACGAUGAAAUAAUUAAUUUGACACUGCCCACUGGAAUCCCAGUUCUCUUGGAGCUGGACGAAUGUCUUCAUCCAGUUAAACACCAUGAACUUCUGGGUGAUCCACAGGCCAUUCAGGCAGCGAUCAAAAAGGUGGAGGAUCAGGGCAAAGCAAAAACUCCAUCAAAUUAACUCUUGGAGGAGAGAUGCAAUUUUAAAAACUGAAAUUCACUGCAACCUCAACAUAGCUCACCUUGUUAGAUUGUGAUUUUGGAUAUACUGUGGGUAUUAUCAUGUCUCCCAAGACAGGAAUUGGGUAAAUGUUAGUUUCACGGGUGUUAAUGUUGCUCUUGCCACCCAUGUUAUAUUAAGAUUGCAUUGUUUGUGAUAGCAACUUUAUUGUGGUAGUAUCUUAGCUGCACAGUGAGAAUAUGCAAGCACUGAAUUAUGUUCACUUUAUUUGUUGCCUUGCACCAAUACCAUCAGAUUAUUUAUUUGAGAAGCUAAAAUUAAUAUCUUCAUGUAUAGUUACAGUAUUGUAUUGAACACUUCCUAAUUGCAUGGCAAAAUUGAAGAAGUGUCAUGUACACUUUGGAAUGUCUUUCGAGCUCUUGUUAUUAAUUUAAAUGCAAAAAAAAACUAUCUUUGGACUAUGACUUCCAUGUCGCUCUUUCUGGUAAUCAUUGUGCUGAAGAUAUAGGUUUGAUGGGAGAAAAGGAACAUCUGUUCUCUGGCCCUCUGUAGCACAGCUGGGAGGUAGAUUCCUCUAGGUUCUUUCAACAGUGCACCUCAAAUGUAAAUAAGAAAAAUAUGCAUUAAUAUGGGCUUUAUUUGGCAUUUCUUAUUAAACAAGAUUGACAAUUGGUGACAAAUUAUUGUAAUGUGUUGUUAGACCCGGGUGUCCUCUUGGCAGAAACCUGCCCAAACCAGAGGAAAUUUUAGUUCAGGUUUCCUUCCUUUCAACUGAUGGCCAUCCAAAUGUGAUCUGGAUUGCAUAUGCACUGUAAGAUUUGUGGAAACUCCAUAAGAGGCAGGUGCUUGGUUGAAGUACUGAAGGAUGGCUCGUACACAUUGAGCUGCAGUCCACGUUUGAUGCUUUUGGGUAUGUAGAGAUAAAUACAGAAUUGACACCUUCAAGGAUGAAGAGCGUACAGUGGGUAACUUGUGAAGAUAGCAUGGCUGUUGAUCUAUUGCACUGUUUCAUGAGGUACUUCAUGGAGUGGGGCACUUGGGUAGCUGGAACCCUGCAGUUGACUGUUGGUUCAUUGUUGUAAUGAGCUUUCAGGUUCUGAUUUUUGCUCCCUUCAUUGCUGUUUUAACUUGUUCUGAUACACGAAUGAUCUAUGAAUAAAAGUAAAACAUUGAACAAUUGACUUGUGUGAUAUGUGACUGGAUUAAAAGCCAUGGAUAAGAGUUCAAAGCCACCAUGACAUUUUGGGAAUUUAGAAUUUGGUUUAAGAAAAUAUAUGUUCAGAUCAGAAAUGACCAUUGAAGAGUUUGUGGAUUGUCAUUAAAAGUACAACUGCUUGUCCUAUGUCCUUUAGGGGAAAUGUGUAUGCCUUUUGAUCUGACCCAUACGUCCCUGUCUUCUGAAGUGGUCAAACAGGCUAUUGUUGUAUCAAACUGCUGCUAAAGAGAGCUGGCACCUGCAUUACAGAAGGCCUGCCACAACUACUGCUUGGUGACUGAGGAAGACCAAUGUUGACCACCUCCACCUGUCCACAACCUGAGAAUGAAUAGAGAUGUCAGUUUAAUAAAAAUAUGAAGAACUCUUAGUGGCAGUAAUUCUGCCUCCCUUUUGGUAAGCUACACAUCUAAAUAUGUGCCGUAUUACCAAAACUAUUCAGUUUUUCACUCUACGGUAUUUGUAUUUUCAGUAUGUUAUGUUAAUACUAUAGAAUGUCAGUUUGCAUACUUUAAAUGUAUUGUUUUUGUAAGUAUUGCAUAUGAAAAUAUUAUACAAGUAAAACUACUUUAUGAUAUAAUGACAUAGUUUGUGUAAGGAAAUGUGAUCUGUCCCUUCUGCCAAAUAAUAUUGUUCACUGGC